AGUCUAUGGCACCAUCAUGGAUCGCUGUUCUUUGGCCAAGGAGAUGUAUGCCAUGGGUGUACCCAAAUCCGAUUUACCCAUGUGGACUUGCAUUGCCGAACAUGAAUCGCAUUAUAACACCGACAUUGUUGGCCCCACGAAUAAGGAUGGCACCAACGAUUAUGGCAUUUUCCAAAUAAAUAACAGAUGGUGGUGUAAGCCCUCAAAUGGUGGAAAAACUGCAAAUGGUUGUAAAAUCAAUUGUAAUGAUUUGUUGGGCAAUCUGAGGAAAUCUAUCAACUGUGCUCUAACUGUGAAGAAGGAACAGGGAUGGAAGGCUUGGGCCACAUUGAAAUUCUGUGGAGGAAAAUUGCCCAGCAUUGAUUCGUGUUUCUAAGUGAAUGAACAACGAAGUUCUUUCAAUGGUUAACCACUUGACGAUUUU
Stomoxys calcitrans (stable fly) is the source of this 424-nucleotide messenger RNA. RefSeq names its product inactive lysozyme 1A-like. The transcript has a single exon. Bases 17 to 376 code for a protein of 119 amino acids. The record is from RefSeq and is a predicted model, not a curated record. Lineage: Eukaryota; Metazoa; Arthropoda; Insecta; Diptera; Muscidae.